Molecule: messenger RNA, 975 nt
Organism: Letharia columbiana
Lineage: Eukaryota; Fungi; Ascomycota; Lecanoromycetes; Lecanorales; Parmeliaceae
Exons: 3
Coding region: 1-975 (324 amino acids)
Source: RefSeq, a predicted model, not a curated record
AUGGGCCUGUUUGAUAUCGUCCCGAAUCUACUUUCUUCCAUCAUCACCAUCCUCUUCCCAAUCUUCGCCUCCUACAAGGCCCUCCGUACCUCUGACCCCGCUCAAUUGACACCAUGGCUGAUGUAUUGGGUCGUCCUCUCCUGCUUCUCUCUGGUUGAAAGCUGGACUUGGUUCAUCCUCGCGUGGCUGCCCUUCUACUCCUCCCUCCGUCUCCUCCUCCUCUGCUACCUCGUCCUUCCUCAAACCCAAGGCGCAAGGUUCAUCUACCAAACCCACAUCCACCCGUUCCUCGCCCGCCACGAACACGACAUUGACAAUCUCAUCAUCUCCGCCCACGAUCGUGCCAAGUCCGCAGGUCUCACGUACCUCAAGCGCGCAAUCGAGUUUGUGAAGGAGAACCUGCUCGGGAUCCAACCAAAAGCGACACCGCAGACACCGUCAAGCCAGGGAGGCAAUUAUGCGCAGAGUCUGUUGUCCAGAUUCAACUUGCCCAGUGCAAGAGAGGGCUUGGCUGCCCCGGCAGGUGAUUUCUACGGGCUGCUGAGUGCGGCGCUGGGAACGAUAAGCGCUACGGGCGGCACAGGCAGCAGGGAAGUGCAGGCGGAAGACCUCAGUCGAUCUGGCACAUUGAUUCCGCAGGGUAUGACAUCAGCCUCGGAGAAGAUGACGUUCCUGUCUACGCAGAGGGAGAGGCUGAGGGUUCUGCUGUCAGCGUUGGAUAAGGAGGCGGAUGGCUUGGGCACCGAGGCGGCCAUUGAAAGGGAUGUGGAAAAAAGGUUGACGGGCGAGCAGCUGGGAGAGGGGCUGAGAAAGAGUAGGAGUGAAGCGGAGUUUGAGGAGAUUGGGAAGGAUGACCUGAAGGGGGAGGGAGCGAAGCAGCAAGCGAGCGGGUGGAUGCCGUGGGCCUGGGGUGCAAAGGGCGAGAGUGGAAACGUGACCAAAGGCAAAACCAGUGGCGUUGACGCUGGUACCUAA